Molecule: messenger RNA, 2837 nt
Organism: Cololabis saira (Pacific saury)
Lineage: Eukaryota; Metazoa; Chordata; Actinopteri; Beloniformes; Belonidae
Gene: parpbp
Product: PARP1 binding protein
Exons: 11
Coding region: 48-1814 (588 amino acids)
Biological process (GO): negative regulation of double-strand break repair via homologous recombination
Cellular component (GO): chromatin
Source: RefSeq, a predicted model, not a curated record
UUGAGAACCGGUGCUGCUGAAGGCUCGAGGUACACAAGAGGGGAAUAAUGGCGACGUUAGGAGGCCGUCUGAAGCUGAUGGUGAAAACCUUCAGGAGGGAGUGCUACAGGGUUUUACAGUCUGAACGAACCACCAUUCAUGGAGCUGAUGGCAUGUUGCUGAUCCUGCAGCUGGCCAUGGCAGAUGUAAAUAAACAGCACGGCUUGGAGUUCAAAGUGUCUCUGAGUGACGUCCUGAUGGCCUGGAAACAUUUAUUGUUAGACAAACUUCACCUACCACCUCCCAGCUCUGCACGCUUGGAGAACUAUGAUCUCAUCCUGGAGGCAUACGAGUCUUUCCUGAAACGCUCAAACACUGUGGACCUGGUUGGUGUCUUCUUUAUGUGCAAACAGCUGAGAGUAGUAGACUUGGACCCGGAGGAGCCAGUGAGCCCGAUCCAGCUGUUUGAGUUCUUAUUAGGCAACGCUGAGGUCCCAGACUUGCCAGACUCCUCAGUCCCGUCAACACCCUCUAGUAAAAGCAGGCCCUGUAGCUCACAGGUGAAAAUGGCAGUGAGGCGAGUUGUCUGUUCCUAUCUGAGCUUACUUGUAAACUCCAAGAACGACAUGGCCUUGGCGCUCACCCUGGAUGUCCCCACGCGCUCUCUUGGACGACAGGCAUUCACUGACAUCAAGCACGCUGCACAUAACAAAACGUCUCUCUUCUUGGCUGUGACAUCGUUCAUCAGGGCCAUCCAGCUUGGAGGGAAAGGCUACGCUCCAGCAGAGUCUGAUCCACUGAGGAAACACGUCAAAGGCCUUUCUGACUAUGUCCAGUUUUUAGACAACUUGGAAGAAAUACUCGGGGAGGUUCCUGACCCAAGUGCAUGUGGAGCCCGGCUGGUGACCACCAUCAGGGGAGCGCUGGUAAAGGGCCGCAGCAGUGGAGACGCAGUGUGUAUCGCUGCCGAGGAGACUACCAAAGAGUUGAAGGAAAGGAUUUUCCAGCUUCAUGAGAUCCAGAAACAGACUGGAAGUGGGACAGGAAUAAGUCCUGCUCGGCCAAAAGCGUACGCAGUCAAUCAUGCCACUGCCUACGGUGGGAGAGACACUGUCAAGAUCCUAAUGGCGCUGCUGGAUGAAGAGGCCCUGGCUCCUCCAUACCCCAACAAAGCAGAUGUCCUCUCUGAGGAUCAGCCUGAGCUCGGUGGAGCUGAAGGAACCUGCAUCCUCAUGCUGUUCAGAUCCCCUGAAGUGUCUACUGGAUGUUCUCCAGAGCCCCUGAGGAACAGAGUCCAGAGCCGACUAGAAAUGCUCAAACCCAAGGCCAGGGAGAGGGCCGUCCAAUCCCAAUUUGCCUGCACAUACAAGGAGGAAGAGCCGCCACUUAACCGGGUGCUGGACUUUCCAAGCACCAGCCAGCUCCCGACCUGCGUUCACCCAGCAGCCAAGUCCAAGACCAGCACAGCUGCGGGAGACUGGCUCAGCCCUGACCCGGAGGACCCAGCCACAGUCGCUCCGGUCCCCGGAUGCCUGAUAAAACGGCAAAGUGAGGCGCGGCGGGGGGCCGCUCCCGCGCAAAGAAGCGUAAACUCUCAAAACAACGUUUCAGGCUCGGGUAAUGGAAAGAGAACUGGCGUCGAGAAGCGGAGCCAGGCUAACAAGAGGAAGCAGCUGGACUCCGAUCGACACGGCGGAUCAGAGAACCAACCCCCAGAGAAGAAACAUCAUAUUAAUUUGUCAGUCAAAGUAUCCGGCAAGAAUGUCGGCAAGGCCCCGGGUAAAAAGAAGCUCAUAGCUGGACAGGGAAAGCUAACCAGCUUCUUCAGAGUGUGAGCGUUACCUGGGGUUACGUUGACGAUGGUAGAAAAGGUACGAGCCUAACCUCCGAGUACGGAGCUCAUUUUUACUGUCCGACGACUCAAAUCUCCAACAUUUAAUCGUGGUUUAAGUAAAUAGUUUUUUACUGGAGUUUCACAAACUUUAUCACGUUUGCAGUUUGACAGUUUGUCAGCGUUUCCUUUUUUCUCUCCUCUGCUGUGACGUGGACCCUUUGCGGUAUUGUAAAAGCUGUGAAAACACACGUAAAUCCAGAUAUACUAUGGUUUGAUUUAGUUUUAGGUGGAAGACGUCAUUCUGAGUAACUGUUAGCUGGUAGUUGAAUCUGUAGCGACUCUUAAGUCAAAAAAACUCUAAUGGUUGCUUUCGGCCACUGAAGCAGUCUGUUUUACCUUCUCCACCUUUCGUUUAUUGUUUUAUGUUUUGAAAAUGACACUUUGGUUUUUGAGGGUUUUUAGAAAUGUCACGGUCGUUCGUUCCUAGCUAGCUGCUUAGCAUAAUUAUGAAACGCAUGAUCACGUCCCAGCAGUAACUAAAUUUUUAUUUAUUUUCUUAUUUUUUUUAAUCAGGAAUUUUGCUUCUGUCUGCAUGCAAAUGUGUUUUAAGCUGCUAAUUUUUAAGCUUAGAUCACCAUACUUCUGGAAACGGAUAUGAAGCUAACUGCUGCUUGGAUAAUUGAUUAGAUUUGUAGACAGGAAGCACAAAAUAAAUUACAUUUAUGCAGUAUUUGGCUUACAAAGUAGUUUUAUUUAUCAGUCUUUUGCUAAAUUACUACUAUUAUCUAAUUUUAGAAUUUCUCUUGGAUAAUUUACUUGCUGUUUUCCCAAGUUUAAGUGAAACGUUGACAUUUUUAGCAGCAUGGACGUGUGUGUGGCUGAAACUUGAAAAGAUCAGAGUCGGUAUUUGAUCAUUGCACUUUAUUCCUAAUCAUCAAGACGUGAACCAUAAGAUGGAAGAGGAAUCUAUUUAAGUAGUUAUGAAAGUUAUGAAUACAUUGAAUGUUUCAUUUAAUAAACUUUU